This is a messenger RNA of Limanda limanda (common dab), 2024 nucleotides long. It is a transcript of the gene entpd5b, whose product is annotated as ectonucleoside triphosphate diphosphohydrolase 5b. The coding region runs from base 64 to 1353 and encodes 429 amino acids. Gene Ontology annotation, cellular component: membrane. Lineage: Eukaryota; Metazoa; Chordata; Actinopteri; Pleuronectiformes; Pleuronectidae. The record is from RefSeq and is a predicted model, not a curated record. Gene Ontology annotation, biological process: nucleoside diphosphate catabolic process. Gene Ontology annotation, molecular function: GDP phosphatase activity; UDP phosphatase activity. The transcript is spliced from 14 exons.
CAGCGUUACACCGUGGCGUCACGAGGAGUCAGCUGUGUGCUAGCCCGGACAUCAUGAGUGAAGAUGAAGCCCGCCGUGCCGCUUCUUCUCCUGGUGCUGCUCGCCGCUGUGGGACUGAGCCAAGCCCAGGUCAGGAGCCCGCUUCUGGAUUUCACCAACAGCAUCCUGCCGAGCCUCAGCCGCCCGGCCAACCACAGCCGCAUCUUCUAUGCCGUGAUGUUUGAUGCAGGGAGCACGGGCACACGCAUCCACGUUUACACCUUCAUCCACAGCGACUCAGAGGAGCUGCCCACCUUGGACAACGAGAUGUUCCAUUCCAUAAAGCCCGGCUUGUCGGCAUAUGCUGACUCCCCUGAAACGGCGGGACACACAGUGCGGAUGCUGUUGAAGGUGGCCAAGAGGACUGUGCCCCGGGUGGAGUGGAAGAGGACCCCCCUGGUCCUCCGAGCCACGGCUGGACUCCGGCUGCUGACCGCACCGAAAGCUCAGGCUCUGUUGGAGCAGGUUCAACAUGUGUUUGAUGAAUCUCCCUUUCUGGUCCCAGACAACAGCGUCACCAUAAUGAAUGGCACAAAUGAAGGAAUCUUGGCUUGGAUUUCUUUGAAUUUUCUGACAGGUCACCUCAACGCACAAACCAAGAAGACGGUGGGAAUUUUGGAUUUGGGAGGAGGAUCUACGCAGAUCACCUUCCUGCCGAAGCUGAGGGAAACCAUGGAAAGUGUUCCUGUCACUGACUUCGUUGCCAGAUUUGACAUCUUCAACUCAACCUAUGAAUUAUACACUUACAGUUACCUAGGAAACGGGCUGAUGGCCGGACGACUCGCCACGCUGGGAGCUCUGGGUGCAGAAGGGAUGGAGUGGCGGGUUUUUAAAAGUUCCUGCCUGCCGAAGAAAUUCCGGGAUGAAUGGAGCUUUGGAGGGAUCACCUAUCAUGUCAGCGGAGACCCAGAGGGUUACACAGGAUUCAAGCUCUGUUAUGAAGAAGUGCUUAAGGUGGUGAAGGGCGUCAUUCAUCAGCCAUACGAGCUGGAAGGCAGCAACGUCUUCUAUGCAUUCUCCUAUUACUUUGACAGAGCGGUGGACGCAGGCCUUAUCGAUGGGGUCCACGGAGGGAUGCUGCAGGUCAGAGACUUCAAGAAGAGAGCUAAAGAGGUGUGCAACAAGAUGACCACGUACCCUUCCAUCAGCCCUUUCCUGUGCAUGGACAUGACCUACAUCACUUGUCUGCUCAAGGAUGGAUUUGGCUUCAAGGAGAGCACCGUGCUGCAGUUGACCAAGAAAGUGAACAACGUGGAGGCGAGCUGGGCUCUGGGCGCCAUGCUGGACCACUUCCACAACCUGAAGAUCCACUGACUGACUGCUGACUUAGUUGGAGGCCCAAUAACAACAACAACAACAAUAAGUAACGGGGACUGGCUUAUUCAACAGGCCCAGAUGUUUGCUGUGUGUUUCAUAUGAGCCUCAUUUCUUUUUAAAAGCAUUUAUUCUCUAGUAUUAAUAUAUAUAUAUUGAGCUGUAAUGAAAGUCAGGAGACGUUUGAGUGAAAGACGGCUUCAAUAACACAAUCUGUUAGUGGAGCUUUGGACGACACAGUUUGUUUGAGUUAUCAGGGCGACUUGGCUGCUUGUGUUGUGUGAGACCAGUGUUUACAUGCAGCGAUAUGAAAUACUGUGCUUUAGCAGUUUUAAUGCCAAGGGUUUUAUUUUUUACUAAUAGGGAUAAUGGGUUAUGUGUCUGGUACAUUUCAAUAAGUGGCACUCACUGUGCAGUUGAGAGCAUCGCUGCAUUCCAACCUCUGCCUUCUGUUUAUCGUAUUACGCAAUCUGCACAGCACAAUUCACGGUCAUUGUAUCAUCAUAAACUUUUAAAACCCGUCUCAGUGUUUCUUUGGGAGCACUUGUUUUCAAAAACAUGAGGAAAAAGGUUGUUUUGUACAAACUCUGCCCUUUUCACGCUUUUCAAAAUAAAACCAUCGUUGGUUGCUAAUUACAAGUAUCUACAUGGGUUAAAGUCAGUGAUUCAUC